AUGGAGGACUGGGUUCUCGUAUAUUCUACGGGUCUUCAUUAUGUGAAGCUCUACGACUACUUUCUCACCUUUGGCGAGGAAGUAUCCAAGAUAUGGCACAGCAGGUUAUCUCUUGGCAAAGUCCUGUUCCUCUUGUCCAGGUAUACGGCAUUUGUCGAUCAACCAAUCAACUUGCUCCUUCUAUUCGGCCAUGAUUUAACCCCAAAGUUCUGUGGCAUCAUAGGCAACUUCAUGACCGCGCUUACCUUUGUGGGGGUUUGCGCCUCUGAGGGUAGGCUCUCCCUUGCUCAAUCACUGGUCGCCGUUCUAACUGAGACCCUCCUCAGCGAUACUGCUGCUGUCAUUGAACUGCCUUCUAGGCGCAUCAAAGAAAAGCAAGAUAGUUCUAUCUCUGUCCUUCGGACGGUUCCACCAACCUUUCCAGGCUCUGUCUGUGAAUUCUACCAUCCUCCCCAACUAGAUGGGCUCCUUUGCUGCUACUAUAUCUUGAUCGCUGGGGAAUUCUGUAUCACAAUCGCUGGACUGACCGUCGGAUUGAGGGAAUAUCGGCACGCCCGAAGUCGUUUGAUGAUUAGUUUGUACCAAGAUGGAACCCUCUACUUCGUCACUCUAUUAGGUGGGUACAACUUUCCGAAUGUCUGCAUCGGCUGGUUUAGCCCCCUUCCAGUAUUCUCGACACUCAACAUAUCCGCGCCGUACAUAUUCCCGCCCUAUCUUGGUCGUAUUCACAGCGUAUCGAGGUAG
This is a messenger RNA of Coprinopsis cinerea okayama7#130, 744 nucleotides long. RefSeq lists its product as hypothetical. NCBI's taxonomy places the organism in Eukaryota, Fungi, Basidiomycota, Agaricomycetes, Agaricales, Psathyrellaceae. Bases 1 to 744 code for a protein of 247 amino acids. The record is from RefSeq and is a predicted model, not a curated record. The transcript is spliced from 9 exons.